GUGCCGCAAAAUGCUGCCGUAAAGUUGACGCAAAGUUGACGUAAAGGUGACGUGAAGCCUCACUUCGUCGCAGUGUUUAUUUGUGGAGGUCUGCUGCUGCAAUUAACUAGUUAGCGGGGUCUUCUGUUUAGUCAGCUUCCUCUUUUUCAGGUGGUCGACAUCGAGACACGUGUCGGCUGCUGGCGAGCUAUGAAGAUGAGAAAGCGACCGAACCUUCUGUUAACAGGAACCCCUGGUGUUGGAAAGACCACUUUAGGAAAGGAGCUAGCCCAGCGGACAGGGCUGAACUAUGUUAACAUUGGAGACCUGGCCCAGGAAGGACAACUUUAUGAUGGCUAUGAUGAAGAGUACCAGUGCCCGAUUUUGGAUGAGGACAGGGUGGUGGAUGAGCUGGAUGAAAAGAUGGUAGAGGGUGGUGUGAUUGUUGAUUAUCAUGGCUGUGACCUGUUUCCUGAACGCUGGUUUCACAUCAUCUUUGUCCUCCGAACAGACAACACUCAGCUGUACACACGGCUAGAGAGCAGGGGUUACACAGGGAAGAAGCUGCAGGACAACAUACAGUGUGAGAUCUUCCAGACUAUCUAUGAGGAAGCCAUGGAGGCCUACAGUCAGGAGAUUGUCCACCAGCUACCCAGCAACACUCCUGAAGACAUGGAGCGCAACCUGGAGCAGAUAGUGCAGUGGAUUGAGCAGUGGAUGAAGGACCAUAACUAGAAGCUGAACUCUACCUGCUGGCUUCCAGUGGCAGGAUUAUCUACAAAGAUUAUUUAGAUAGUUGAAUAUGAAUUGUAGUUAUUUUGAAUCUGUGUUUAUUUUCAUAAAUUUGAAACCAUAAUGACUUCAUUCAGUGACCUCCAGUUCACAAGGAGUGCUGUUGGGCUAACUCUGUAAUGUGCAAGUGCAAGCUAGUGUCAAAUCAAAGCACUGGUGUACAUUGGUGUAUCAUAUUUUUGUAUAAAUAAACGAUCACUGGGAAA
This is a messenger RNA of Lates calcarifer (barramundi perch), 977 nucleotides long. Its product is annotated as adenylate kinase isoenzyme 6. Bases 190 to 714 code for a protein of 174 amino acids. Gene Ontology annotation, molecular function: AMP kinase activity; ATP hydrolysis activity; ATP binding. The transcript has 6 exons. The record is from RefSeq and is a predicted model, not a curated record. Gene Ontology annotation, cellular component: cytoplasm; nucleus. Lineage: Eukaryota; Metazoa; Chordata; Actinopteri; Centropomidae.